Molecule: messenger RNA, 841 nt
Organism: Impatiens glandulifera
Lineage: Eukaryota; Viridiplantae; Streptophyta; Magnoliopsida; Ericales; Balsaminaceae
Product: 60S ribosomal protein L9-like
Exons: 3
Coding region: 54-641 (195 amino acids)
Biological process (GO): cytoplasmic translation
Cellular component (GO): ribosome; cytosolic large ribosomal subunit
Molecular function (GO): structural constituent of ribosome; rRNA binding
Source: RefSeq, a predicted model, not a curated record
CUCCCUGUUUCAUCCCAUAACAGAGAGAGUACAGCCAAGUAAGAGAGAAAGAGAUGAAGACCAUUCUUUCAUCGGAAACAAUGGACAUCCCAGAUGGGGUUGUUAUCAAAAUAAAGGCCAAGGUCAUCGAAGUUGAGGGACCGAGAGGUAAACUUGUUCGCAACUUUAAGCACCUUAACCUCGACUUCGAUCUCAUCACAGACGAGGCCACGGGGAAGAAAAAGUUGAAGAUUGACGCAUGGUUCGGAUCCCGCAAAACAACCGCCGCAAUCCGCACUGCCCUAAGCCACGUCGAGAAUCUGAUCACCGGAGUCACUAAGGGAUACCGGUACAAGAUGCGUUUUGUCUAUGCCCAUUUUCCCAUCAACGCUAGCAUUACUAAUGGUAACAAGGGAAUCGAGAUCCGUAACUUUCUUGGGGAGAAAAAGGUUAGGAAAGUAGAUAUGCUUGAAGGAGUUACUAUCCUUCGAUCUGAGAAGGUGAAGGAUGAACUAACAUUGGAUGGAAAUGAUAUUGAGCUUGUUUCUCGAUCAGCUGCAUUGAUAAACCAAAAAUGUCAUGUCAAGAAGAAAGAUAUCAGGAAGUUCCUUGAUGGUAUCUAUGUGAGUGAGAAGGGGAAGAUUACUACUGAGGAUGAAUGAAUGAAUGAUUUACUUCACUAGUUCUAAGUAUAUCUCCUUUGUUGAGCAUUAGAGUUCAUAAUCUAGUGCCAAGAUUUUGUUAAGACUUCAUUUUGUACUUGAUUUUGGUUUGUCUUGAGUAUUUUUUCUUUAGUUUUUAUAUAUGAAUUCAUAAUGUUAUCCAUGAGUAUGUUUGCUGAAUUUUACAAGUGAAGCUUUCU